UUCUAAAUUGCAGAUUUGAAGCCAAAUCUACAAUUGAUCUCUAUUUGCACCUGUUGGCAUCAAUGUACUAUAAUUAUUUUGUGUUUAACUAGACAAGUAAACAUAGCACGCACUAGGCUAGCGUGUGACUAAUUGAAACUCUCAGUAUCCAGUGUUAAGUUUUUUGAUAAAAUGUAUCGUCUCAGGUGGGCAACCAUUUUUCCAUGCACGUCAGCGUACGUCACCUUUCAACAGGUGACGAGGCAACAAUCUUGCAAGGCGAGAAGAUGCAAAAUCACAAAGACAGCAUCAAAGACUACGGAAAAUACGAUGAAUGAGGUAAACGACGAGGCACUUACCUCAAUCCAUUUCUGCGCCUCUCGGAAAGCGGACGCGGUCACCGGCCGAUGCUGAUGCGACUGUCCGGCGUCCUGGAUACCAUGAUAGCAACGAGAGUGAAGUAGUGUACUUCAGUGUACUUGAGAUCCGGGGUUUAUUUGUAAAUCGGCUGUUGCAUCUGUGCCUGACUGGACACAAACGUACUUUGGACUUGCCUUCAAAACAUUGCAGAAACUCAGCAAAAUGUCCUAUUGGAUGAUGGUGGCGUCUCUGCCGCUUCUUCCUGCCAUCAUGCUGGCGUUGGGUCACCACCGUGCCCGUGCGGCCCAGUUGUGUCAUGUCGCACUCUCUUGGAUCUUGCGGCUGUUGCAAGGACAAGUCUGCGCAAAGAGCACGCACGCCUUUGUCUUUUCACGGUGCACCCACGGCAAUGCUAGCAGCGUCCUGGAGGCCUUUGACGUGUACGCAGAGACCCAUGCCUCUGCCGCGGUUGGCCCGCAGAUAGGUGAGGCCUUAAACCAGGUGGUUAAGCGCGUCCAGCCCUCGAAGGUGCUCGAACUCGGAAUGCAUUGCGGCUACACCUCAGUGCUUUUCCUGCGUCUGCUACCGCCUGAUGGGAAGCUGUUUACAGUGGAGCAGGACCCUGCGGUGGCCGACCUCGGGGAGGAGCUCAUCCUGGUGGCAGGCUUUAAACACACACAGUUCCAGGUGUUGACAGGCAGCUCGGGCGACACCAUCCCGACACUGCACUCUCUUCUGGGAGUGGCUCCAGGGACCAGUGACACCUUUCACCUGGUGCUCAUGGACCAUGACCCCCAACAGUACCUUAUGGAUCUCCGAGCUCUGGAGAAAGAGGGUCUGCUGUGCCCUGUAGGUUGCUCCAUUGUUGUGAUCCUCAGGAACCAGAAAGAUAAAGUUCUGAUUGAAUUGAUUGAAAUGACUCAAGCAAAACCAGACUGUUAUACCAUCAAGUCGUUAAUUCCCGGAAUGCUGGAGCUCUUUUAUCAAAAGAAAAGAACACAAUAAUUCCUGUUGGAAAUCAUGUAUUGUUUCCAACCAGGGGUGGGCACACUACUACACAAAUGGCUGGAAUUUAAACUCUUUUGGCAAACAUGAUUUUUUUUAAAAAGCUGUGAUAGAUUCAUCUUAAUCCUUGUAGAUAAUGUUUGUAUUCUAUGAUUGUGUAAAAAUAAUUUUAAAAAGUAGUUUAAAUAAUAUACUGAACAGUAUUUCUUUCAUUUUGAAUUAAAAGAGGAAAUACUGUACUAAUGUUGGCCAACAGAGGGAGACAAAAAUUAACCUUAUGAUACCACGUAGCAACCCUUGAAGUUUUAUUGCAAUAUUUAAUAGUAUUUUUGCAUGACUUAUUUUAACAGUGAUAUUAACUAACAUUUUCAGCACUUUGCAACAUGAUUAAACAAACUUCUCAUCUUGCUAACAGAAAAGUGUGAUAUAAAAGGACAAUGGCAUAUUUCGAAUACAACAA
This is a messenger RNA of Corythoichthys intestinalis (scribbled pipefish), 1804 nucleotides long. RefSeq names its product transmembrane O-methyltransferase-like. Gene Ontology annotation, molecular function: catechol O-methyltransferase activity. The transcript has 5 exons. NCBI's taxonomy places the organism in Eukaryota, Metazoa, Chordata, Actinopteri, Syngnathiformes, Syngnathidae. The record is from RefSeq and is a predicted model, not a curated record. Bases 562 to 1344 code for a protein of 260 amino acids. Gene Ontology annotation, biological process: catecholamine catabolic process; developmental process; dopamine metabolic process.